AUGGGGGAGAGGAUGCCAGAGGAAAUGGACGACCACUCCAUGUUCUUUCAAUUUGGCCCCUCCAUCGAGCAGCAGGCUUCUGUCAUCCUGAACAUUAUGGAGGAGUAUGACUGGUACAUCUUCUCCAUCGUCACCACGUAUUACCCGGGUUACCAGGACUUCGUCACAAGGAGAGGUCUGCUCUCUGUGUCCUAUGAUGAGUGGGACUACGGCAUAGAAGCUCGUGUUCGGGACGGCGUGGCCAUCAUCACCAUGGCAACUUCCACCAUGAUGAUGGACCGCGGGCCUCACACUCUGCUGAAGUCUGAGUGCCACGGAGCACCGGAGAAGAAGACCCCCAUCUCAGGCAACCCCAACGAAGUUCUCAGGUACCUGAUGAAUGUAACGUUUGAGGGACGUAAUCUGUCGUUCAGCGAGGAUGGCUACCAGAUGCACCCCAAACUUGUUAUCAUUCUGCUCAACAAGGACAGGCAGUGGGACAGGGUGGGUAAGUGGGAGAAUGGUUCCUUGUCCAUGAAAUACCAUGUGUGGCCUCGCCAUGAGCUGUAUGGGGGGGCAGCAAGCAAGGAAGAUGACCACCUGUCCAUCGUGACAUUGGAGGAGGCUCCGUUCGUCAUCGUGGAAGACGUGGAUCCGCUCAGCGGCACCUGCAUGAGGAACACUGUACCCUGUCGGAAACAAAUCAAAUCAGUCAAUCAGACGAAGGAGUCGGGGAUCUACAUCAAGCGCUGCUGUAAGGGCUUCUGCAUCGACAUCUUGAAGAAGAUCGCCAAGUCAGUCAAAUUUACGUAUGACCUUUAUCUGGUCACUAAUGGAAAGCAUGGCAAGAAAAUCAAUGGAACCUGGAACGGCAUGGUGGGAGAGGUGAGGAAGCCCUUCAGCGCAGAUGUGUGGGUGAUGAUGUUCGUCAUGCUGCUGCUGGUGUCAGCAGUGGCUGUGUUUGUGUUUGAGUACUUCAGCCCUGUGGGCUACAACCGCUGUCUGGCUGACGGCAAAGAGCCUCACGGUCCAUCGUUCACCAUCGGUAAGGCCAUCUGGCUGCUGUGGGGUUUGGUUUUCAACAACUCUGUGCCCGUUCAGAACCCCAAAGGCACCACCAGUAAGAUCAUGGUGUCAGUGUGGGCCUUCUUCGCUGUCAUUUUCCUGGCCUCUUACACUGCCAACCUGGCUGCUUUCAUGAUCCAGGAGGAAUACGUGGACCAGGUGACUGGUCUCUCGGACAAAAAGUUCCAAAGCCCCAAUGAUUUUUCACCUCCGUUCCGGUUUGGCACGGUCCCCAACGGAAGCACUGAGAGAAAUAUUCGGAACAACUAUCCAGAAAUGCACUCCUACAUGACCAAGUUCCAUCAGAGGAACGUCAACGAAGCUCUGCAGAGUCUGAAGGCCGGCAAAUUAGAUGCUUUCAUCUAUGACGCUGCCGUACUGAACUACAUGGCCGGCAGGGACGAGGGCUGUAAGCUGGUGACCAUCGGCAGCGGCUACAUCUUUGCCACCACGGGGUACGGCAUCGCCAUUCAGAAGGAGUCGCUCUGGAAGAGACACGUGGACCUGGCCAUCCUGCAGCUCUUUGGAGACGGUGAGAUGGAGGAGCUGGAGUCCCUGUGGCUGACGGGAAUCUGCCACCACGAGAAGAACGAGGUGAUGUCCAGCCAGCUGGACGUGGACAACAUGGCCGGCGUCUUCUACAUGCUGGGCGCCGCCAUGGCUCUGUCCCUCAUCACGUUCAUCUGCGAACACUGGUUCUACUGGCAGCUGCGCUUCUGCUUCAUGGGCGUCUGCUCUGGGCGGCCCGGUUUUGUCUUCACCGUCAGCAGGGGGAUAUACAGCUGCAUUCAUGGGGUGCAGAUCGAAGAGAAGAGCAGCUCUGCAUUGAAUUCCCCAUCAGCCACCAUGAACAACACCCAUUCCAACAUAAUGCGCCUCUUACGCACCGCCAAGAACAUGGCCUCCCUGUCGGGGGUGAACGGCUCACCUCACAGCGCUCUGGACUUCAUUCGCCGAGAAUCUUCUGUUUACGAUAUCUCCGAGCACCGUCGCAGCUUGGCAGGCCACUCAGACUGCAAACCUCCAUACAUGCCAGAGGAUAACAUGUUCAGCGACUACAUCAGUGAGGUGGAAAGGACGUUCGGCAACAUUCAUAUGAAGGACAGUAAUCUGUACCAGGACCACUACCUACACCACCACGGCUCAACCCUAGGACUCAGUGGGCCUCCUCCCAACAGGCCCCACAGUUUGGGCAGUGGUAGUUCCCUGGAGGGGGGCAUGUUUGAUUGUGACAGCCUUGGUGGCGGAGUUGCGCCAAUCUUUACCACCCAACCCUGCUCAGCACUGACGCACAGGAACAUGAGCAAGUUUGACCUGUUGUCCGGACAGACGCCUCCUUCGGGCCAAAGCUUCAAGGGAGGUCUCCCAGACUUAUACGGGAAGUUUUCCUUCAAGGGAGGAAGCUCCACCUACAUCCCUGGACAAAGUUACUGUGCAGGAAGAGGAGAGGAAGAUGGGAACAUACGUUCAGAUGUCUCAGAUAUUUCCACACACACGGUAACCUAUGGAAACCUGGAGGGUAAUGCCAAGAAGCGCAAACAGUAUCGAGACAGCUUGAAAAAGAGGCCAGCCUCUGCAAAGUCCAGACGGGAGCUGGACGAGAUUGAGCUGGGCUACAGGAGAAAACCCUACCACAUCAGCCACCACCACUACCACAGCCAACGCUCUGCCUCCCCACCUCUUCUACCCUCUGAACGCAAGAGAGGCGGUGGAGGGGGUGGAGGAGGAAACAAUAACGGGAACUCGUAUCUUUUCAGAGAAAAGGAGAGUGUUAGGGACUUUUAUUUGGACCAGUUUCGGCCUAAAGAGGGCGUCCCUCAGUGGGAACAUGUGGACUUGACAGAAGGUCCAGUAGGCAGAGAUGGGGCAGUAUCUACCUGCACCUCCUUGGUACCUGUGGAUGACUUUCUUAAGAGUAAGCCCAAGAAGUCUGAUUCAAAGAGUGGGGGAGGAUCUGGGCUGGCAGGGGGAGAGUGGGAGUGCAGAAACUGUCGGGCUAGUGUGGUAGGUGGGGGCAAACAGAUGUCCAUUCAUGGAGGUGGUGGCUAUGCUGGUGGUAUGAGCUGUGGGUCCUCAGGAGGUGGAGGGAACAGCCGGCCCAGCUCCGCAACCUGCAUGCGCUGCGAUGGGUGUAAAAAGACAGGAAAUUUGUACGAUAUCAGUGAGGACAACAACCACUCCUUGGAACAUAUGGGGGGAGGGAAUGGAGGAGUGGUAGGUGGAAUUGCCCCAGGCCCCCAAACUCAAUCUCAGGUCCAGCAGAGGAGAAAGAGCGGAGGAUUGGGGAAGCAGCUGAGGCGGCAGCAUUCAUAUGACACAUUUGUUGACCUUCAAAAAGAGGAAUCAGGGAUGGGAAGUUUGAUGGGAGGUUUGGGAGGAGGUGGAGGGAUGAGUGGUCCUGGUUUGGGAGGAAUGCUGCCCCCACCAAGGAGUAUUAGCUUGAAGGAGAAAGAACGCUACAUGGAAGGUAACAGCCCCUUUGCACACAUAUUUGAGCGCCAUGGGGGCUCAGAGAGGGAAAGAGAACGGGACAGAGACCCGUUGUUUUAUGGAGGUGAGAGCCAGAAAGGACCUGGCUCACCAUUUGGUCUGUUCAGAGGUGGUGAGGGCCUCCAUCGCCGCUCCAUCGGAGAACGAGACAUGAGAGACAGAUCUUUGAUGGAAGGAGGAGGUGGGGCAGCAUUCUCUUUAUCCAAAUCUCUUUACCCUGACAGGGUAAACCACAACCCCUUUAUUCCCACCUUUGGUGAUGACCAGUGUUUGAUGCAUGGAGCCAAACAAUAUUACAUGACAAAACAACAGCAGCAGCAACAAAUUGCCACAAACAGCCGAAGUGACUUCAGGAGUCAGAUGAGUGCGGGAUCAUAUCUGCCAGCGUCUGCCACAGCCGGGGUGAUGUCCAGUGUGUCCCCCCGGUUCUCGAAAGAACUCAGUCUUGGUGGAAUGAACCAUCAUGGCUCAAUGCUAGGGGUUGGCCCCCCACGUCCCUUCAAUGGAAGCAAUGGCCAUGUGUAUGAAAAACUCUCCAGUAUCGAGUCUGACGUGUAAAACACAAACUGGAAGGAGGAGGACAGCAAUAGGAGAUCAGGGCUAAUUCUUUAAACACUGCAGACACAAAACAGCCCAAGUCCAUGUGGAGACAGAAAGAUGUGUGGGGGGCAAAUACUUGAAGGUUGUGUUUAUUAAUUAGAAUGAGGGAAAUUGGUGAAAAAUAUCAGGACAUCUUGAGGAGGUUUGGGAAUGCUAACCUUCUCUGAUAAAAUGGCCAAAGCUACUCUGCAUCAUACAGUCAAUAAACAUUCCCCUCAACAUUCCAGAUAAUAAGUCCCAUCAUGUCCUUCACCAGUGAGUUACAAGUCACUGUACUUGGUUGGCAUGUUAAUGAUGCAACACCUCGUCUUAGUUUGCUGCCGUCCGUGUGGCGCGAGGGGAUGGCGGUGGAAGGCUCCCGCGGAGCGCAUGUGAGGAAGUACAGCAAGAGUGGAGACGGGAGCGAACUGUCCAUCUGCCCCUGUGUUUCUGCAGAAAGUAGACGUUUUCACAUUUGCCUGAGCCACAACACAGCCGAGCCUGUGCAUCACUCUUCCCCCGUCCUCUUCUUCUCAGCCCCCACUCCUCCUCCUCCUCAUUCCUGACACCUAAAGAGCUGUUUGUUAUGAGAAAUACAAUCAUGAAUGAUAAUAAGAUAUUCUAAUAGAAAAACAGGGUAUAAGAACAACAAUAACAUGAAUAACAAAGACAUUUACACUGAUUAUGGUACUACUGUUUAUGGCAUCAGUAAGUUUUUUCUUGUUUCAUAUUCUGUUGGUAUAAUAUUUGACUACUUUUUAAGUAUCUGUAGUUGUAUACUUGUCGAUGGCAGCAGGACAGUUGUUUUUGUUGUUAUCCUACAGGCCAGAAAGACUGAGUCUGUUUUUCCGUUCAACAUAUUACUCCAUACUCGUUCAUUUAUUUGCUUCUUUUUGAAACGCUGGAUCUUAAAGACACACUCGAAGCUGAGAAAUGUUUAAAGACAUUCGAAACCAAGCGCACACGUACGUAUUUAAACACACACAGUUUUUUUUUUUUGUCAGUCUGAACUUGUGUUACUGUGAACAACAGAAGCUGAAGCUGCUGAAAGGAAGGACGUGCCUUAGUGGUCUCCAGUGGAAGUGUCCUCCAGUUCACAAGCGGCGGCAAGAGGAUGGACACGCCGCUCCGUGUUCUUCUCACAAUUGAGCCAAAACCGCAGUAGAAAUCAACAGCGGGCUGCUGCUACUGCUGGUUUCAAUAU
This is a messenger RNA of Nematolebias whitei (Rio pearlfish), 5317 nucleotides long. RefSeq names its product glutamate receptor ionotropic, NMDA 2B. The transcript is spliced from 13 exons. Lineage: Eukaryota; Metazoa; Chordata; Actinopteri; Cyprinodontiformes; Rivulidae. The coding region runs from base 1 to 4092 and encodes 1363 amino acids. Gene Ontology annotation, molecular function: transmitter-gated monoatomic ion channel activity involved in regulation of postsynaptic membrane potential; NMDA glutamate receptor activity. Gene Ontology annotation, cellular component: NMDA selective glutamate receptor complex; postsynaptic density membrane; plasma membrane. Gene Ontology annotation, biological process: excitatory postsynaptic potential; synaptic transmission, glutamatergic; long-term synaptic potentiation. The record is from RefSeq and is a predicted model, not a curated record.